Messenger RNA from Linderina pennispora, 799 nucleotides. RefSeq names its product N-terminal nucleophile aminohydrolase. The record is from RefSeq and is a predicted model, not a curated record. Gene Ontology annotation, cellular component: proteasome core complex, alpha-subunit complex; nucleus; proteasome core complex. NCBI's taxonomy places the organism in Eukaryota, Fungi, Kickxellomycota, Kickxellomycetes, Kickxellales, Kickxellaceae. The coding region runs from base 83 to 799 and encodes 238 amino acids. The transcript is spliced from 3 exons. Gene Ontology annotation, biological process: ubiquitin-dependent protein catabolic process.
CCUUGUUUUGCUCUGUUUCGCAUUGUGAAUUCGACUUGGCUUUUUCGUCUUCAACUACCUUUUUUCUUCUUGCUAAUCUACAAUGAGUUACGAUCGCGCACUUACCAUUUUCUCGCCUGAUGGCCACCUGUUCCAGGUCGAAUACGCGCAGGAGGCGGUGCGCAAGGGCAUGUGCACGGUCGGCAUCCGCGGCUCGGACUCAGUCGUGCUGGGCGUCGAGAAGAAGGCUGCACUGAAGCUGCAGGAUUCGCGCACGAUGCGCAAGAUCCACCGUCUGGACGAGCACAUUUUCAUUGCAUCGGCUGGCCUGGUGGCCGAUGCACGUAUUCUGGUCGACCGCGCGCGCCUGGAGUGCCAGAACCACCGGCUGACAGUAGAGGACCCGCCCUCGGUGGAGUACAUUACGCGGUACAUUGCGGCGAUCCAGCAAAAGUACACACAGAGCGGCGGACGGCGCCCGUUCGGCAUUUCAACGCUUAUCGUCGGAUUUGAUCCGGACAACACGCCGAAGCUGUUCCAGACGGACCCGUCGGGCAUCUACUACGAGUGGAAGGCAAACUCAAUUGGACGCAACUCGCAGACGGACGACAUUGAUGAGAAGGAGGCCGUCAAGCUGGCGGUAAAGUCGCUGUUGGAGGUCGUGCAGACGGGCGCCAAGAACAUCGAGAUUCUGGUCGUCACCAAGGACGGCAGCAGGUCGCCCAGCGUGACCGAGAUCGAAGAGGUCAUCAAGGUCAUCGAGGCUGAAAAGGCCGAGGAGGCCGACAGAAAGACGAACCGCGGCGGGCGCUCGGCCUGA